CCUCCAGGCCGCCGGCUCCGCCAUGAAUCCGUUAUUCGGGCCCGACCCCUGCCCCCGGCCGCAGGAGCGGCGGGGCCCGGCGCGGCCCGUCCCGGAGCCCCCUCCGGCCGCCCUCUCCCCCCCGGGGGGACCCGGGGGUCCCGCCGCCAUGGCGCUCCGCAACGACCUGGGCUCCAACAUCAACGUCCUGAAGACCCUCAACCUGCGGUUCCGCUGCUUCCUGGCCAAGGUCCACGAGCUGGAGCGGCGCAACCGGCUCCUGGAGAAGGAGCUGCAGCAGGCCCUCCAGGACGGACAGCAGGCCCGCCGCGGCCCCCCGCCCCACCGCCGGCACCAGGCCGUGCAGACCUCCCUCCUGCCCCCCCUCCGCCCGCUCCGCCCCGCCGGGGCCCCGCGACCCUCCGCCCGGGUGCCGGCCUCCCCCGCCCGCCCUCCCGGGACCGCCCCGACGACCCCGACGGCCCCGACGGUCCCCCCGGCCCCGCCCGGCCCGGGCUACUCCUCGUCGGCCCGCUUCGUGCCCGGCACCAUCUGGUCCUUCUCGCACGCCCGCCGGUUGGGGCCCGGGCUGGAGCCCACCCUGGUGCAGGGGCCCGGCCUGUCGUGGGUGCAUCCCGAUGGCGUGGGCGUCCAGAUCGACACCAUCACCCCCGAGAUCCGGGCCCUCUACAACGUGCUGGCCAAAGUCAAGCGGGAGCGCGACGAGUACAAGCGCAGGUGGGAAGAGGAGUACACCGUACGGGUUCAGCUUCAGGAGCGGGUGUCCGAGCUUCAGGAGGAAGCCCAGGAGGCCGAAGCUUGCCAGGAGGAGCUGGCUAUGAAGGUGGAACAGCUCAAAGCUGAACUGGUGGUCUUCAAGGGCCUUAUGAGCAAUAACCUGACGGAGCUGGACACCAAGAUCCAGGAGAAAGCCAUGAAGGUGGACAUGGACAUCUGCCGCCGCAUCGACAUCACGGCCAAGCUCUGUGACGUGGCCCAGCAGCGCAACUGCGAGGACGUGAUCCAGAUGUUCCAGAAGAAGCUGUCUCUGCACUUGUCUCCCAUCAAGGUCCCGGCCAUGGCGGGGCGGAAGAGGGACCGCAAAGCGGUGGGCGAGGAGGAGGCCCCCCAGCCCGAGGGGGAUGGGCCGCGCCAGCCUGCCGGCGACGAAGACGAGAGCACGGCCCUGAGCAUCAACGAGGAGAUGCAGCGCAUGCUCAAUCAGCUGCGGGAGUACGACUUUGAGGACGACUGCGACAGUCUGACCUGGGAGGAGACGGAGGAGACGCUCCUGCUGUGGGAAGAUUUCUCGGGCUACGCCAUGGCGGCCGCGGAAGCUCAGGGCGAGCAGGAAGACAGUCUGGAGAAAGUAAUCAAGGACACGGAGUCCCUGUUCAAAUCCCGGGAGAAGGAGUACCAGGAGACCAUCGACCAGAUUGAGCUGGAGCUGGCCACGGCCAAGAAGGACAUGAACCGGCACCUGCACGAGUACAUGGAGAUGUGCAGCAUGAAGCGCGGGCUGGACGUGCAGAUGGAGACCUGUCGCCGCCUCAUCACCCAGUCUGGAGACCGGAAGUGUCCUGCUUUCCCCCCGGCUCCCUCCACCGACGCGUCGGCCAGCCAGGCCGAGGAAGCCGAUCACCAUGGCCCAUCUGACGACUCCACGAGAUAGGGGACGCCCCUCCUUCGGCCCCCCACCCCCACUGCGCCCACUCCAGGGGCCUCCCCCAGACGAAGGGACGGAGGGAGGGAUGGGGCCGCGGUGCAUCCGGCUGCCGCCCCUUUCCCCUUCCCAGGCCCGGACUACAGUUGCUGCUGGAUGGGGGCCCUGCCUUCCUCCUCCUCCCUGCUGGCUGGAGCCAGACCUCCACCUUUGGCCCCUGUUACUGGUGCUAACUGGACUCACUGGUUUGAACUGGACAGUGCUGGUGGGCACAGGCCCCAGCCGAGGUUCUUGCUGCCUCGGGGGGAGGCUGGGACGGAGCCGACCCCGCUGCUGGCUUCGCUGCUCUGUCCGUGUUUUGCGUGUUUGGGUGUGUGUGUACGUAUGUAUGUAUGUAACCCCCAGAAGAGGGCACACGCCCCUCUGCCCCCCUCGCCCCAAGUGCCAUGCAUUAAAGGGGUCAUUCUGUCCA
This is a messenger RNA of Ornithorhynchus anatinus (platypus), 2114 nucleotides long. RefSeq names its product intermediate filament family orphan 1 (gene IFFO1). The record is from RefSeq and is a predicted model, not a curated record. NCBI's taxonomy places the organism in Eukaryota, Metazoa, Chordata, Mammalia, Monotremata, Ornithorhynchidae. The transcript is spliced from 10 exons. Bases 23 to 1651 code for a protein of 542 amino acids.